CACGUUACUUCAGUUUAAUUACAAAAUUAAAGUGGGUGACAAAACCAAAUGUCCACAACACUGUGUUCUAUUUCGAAUUUACAACCCAGCAACACCCUGUAUUUAUUUUAUUUCCUUAUAAAUUUAGUCUUAAUUAUGGUCCUAUUCCAAUUAUUUAAUCAUUCUAAACAAAAAUUAAGGCAGCUUUUGACUAAUGAUGACAAUUAUUAAACAUCACAAAUUUAUUUAUGACACAUUUUCACCAAACGGUGUUGCCGGGUUGUAAAUUCAAAAUAGAAUAUUUUAUAUAUAGAACACAUUGUUGUCUUUGUCAUGUGUUUUUUGUGUGUUGUGUCAUCCACUUUAGGCAUUUGCCCGUAGUCUCCUCUGUAGCGAAUCCCAAAAGCAUGGCCGUCAAUGUUGUGACAGCCUCUAUGAUCAUGUAAUUGAUACUGACAACAAAACAACAAACCUAUCGAUAUUAUCAGCCAUUAAAACCCUUGAACAUUUUAAAGUAUCUUAUCAAAAAUAUUGUUACAAAAGAAAUCUGCUGCUGAACUACGAUAUGUUGAUUCAGAAGUUUCUAUUUGUUUUUUACAUUUCAUCCCUCUUCUGGAGAGAGAAUGUGUGCGCUGACAACCGCAAAUUUCCACCCGACUUCAAAUUUGGUAUAGCUACAGCUUCGUACCAGAUUGAAGGCGGUUGGGACGCUGAUGGUAAAGGCGAAAACAUCUGGGACCACCUAACCCACCAAACAAACUUGGUCAAAGACCACUCCACUGGUGACAUCACUUGUGACUCCUAUCACAAAUCCAAGGAGGAUUUAGCUCUACUUAAAGACCUUGGUGUAGACUUCUACCGAUUUUCCCUAUCAUGGGCUAGAAUCCUUCCCACGGGAUACAUCGACGGCCAAAUCAACGAGGCCGGAAUCAGGUAUUAUGAAGACAUUCUCUCGGAGUUGGAAAAACAUGGAAUUGAAGCAAUGGUUACGUUAUACCACUGGGAUUUGCCCCAGAAACUCCAAGACGAUUUCGGCGGGGUUCUCAACGAUACUUUCAUUGACGUUUUUGCAAAUUAUGCCCAACUGGCAUUCGAACUCUUCGGGAGUCGAGUCAAGUAUUGGGUGACUUUCAACGAGCCGUUUAUUAUUUGCCAACAAGGAUAUGAAAACGGUAACAAAGCACCGGCGAUUACGAAAGCUCCAGGCAUCGAUUUGUACACUUGUGCUCAUGUGGUUUUGAAAGCUCACGCCAAAGUGUACCACAUUUAUGAUACCUUUUAUCGAAAAACACAAAAGGGCAAAAUUGGAUUAGUCCUAAAUACAGACUGGUUUGAACCCGCAAGUGGCGAUCCGAAAGAUUUAGAAGCAUCCGAAAGACAACUCCAGUUUCAGUUCGGUUGGUUUGCACAUCCUAUUGUUUAUGGGAAUUACCCCCAAGUGAUGAUUGAUCGAAUUGGAGAACGAAGCAUAAGGGAGGGUUUCAAAACGUCGCGAUUGCCCAAAUUUACAAAUAGCGAAAUUGAAGAAAUUAAAGGAACUUUCGAUUUUAUCGGUUUGAAUCAUUACACCACUACCCUAACUAGAUGGAAGGAAGAUGAAGCAAUUGGUAAGCCCGAAUCAUUAAAAGACAUUUCGGUAGAGGUGUUCAAAAAUCCAUUUUGGGAAGGUUCAGCGUCAAGUUGGUUGAAAGUUGUUCCAUGGGGAAUUCGGAGAAUUUCAAAAUGGAUUAAAGAUACGUACAAAAACCCUGAACUAAUAAUCACAGAGAACGGAUAUUCCGACGUUGGUGGUAUUUUUGAUGAUUCUCGCCGAAUCAACUAUUACCGAGAAUAUUUAAGUAAUGUUUUGGAAGCCAUUUAUGAUGACGGUGUUAACAUUACCGCAUAUACAGCGUGGAGCUUUAUGGAUAACUUCGAGUGGUUAGAAGGCUAUACCGAGAAGUUUGGUCUUUUUUCUGUCAAUUUCACCGACCCCGCUCGUCCACGAACCCCAAAGUCUUCAGUCAAUUAUUUCAAAAAUGUUACGAAAACAAAAUGUGUUGUAGAACAAUGUUUGUAAUAAUAAUAAAAUUUCUCUACCGGUA
Molecule: messenger RNA, 2063 nt
Organism: Tribolium castaneum (red flour beetle)
Lineage: Eukaryota; Metazoa; Arthropoda; Insecta; Coleoptera; Tenebrionidae
Product: myrosinase 1-like
Exons: 7
Coding region: 545-2038 (497 amino acids)
Biological process (GO): carbohydrate metabolic process
Molecular function (GO): beta-glucosidase activity
Source: RefSeq, a predicted model, not a curated record